This is a messenger RNA of Closterium sp. NIES-67, 3023 nucleotides long. Lineage: Eukaryota; Viridiplantae; Streptophyta; Zygnematophyceae; Desmidiales; Closteriaceae. The record is from the annotation of a GenBank genome assembly.
GCCAAGCAUCAGCGGAGUCAACCGAGUCAACAGGGCCCGCACAUCAUGGAUUCGGACCGACGAUCCGGCCGAUCGGGGCCGUCAGAUGCAUACACAGCGAGCGGUCGAGAUGACGACGAUCAGAUGGACGAAUUCGACCGGGAUUCCGCAGGGCGGGAGGCGGAGGAGGCGGAGGUGGAUCCGAUGCUGUUCGAGAACGGCAGCGAGGGGGGCGACGGGGGAGGAGUGGCGGGGGGAGCGGGGGAGGAGGAGGAGGAGGAGGGCGAGGACCUGCUGAGAGAUGACUUCAUGGACGACUACCGCCCCAUGCCCCACUUGGACGAGUAUGAGAGGGCGCACCUGGCUGACAGCGACGGCGACACCAGGAGCAGCGGGCAGCGGGCGGUAGACAGGCGGGCGGCGGAGAGAGAGAUGGCGCGCAGGGACGCUGGGAGGAGAGCUGGGGGGGGCGAGGGGGGAAACGACCGCCUGCCAUCGAUUCUGAGAGACCAAGACGACGACGACAGCGGCCUCUUCACUCGCAGGGGGCAGCGCAGACGACGCACCGACUCUGCUGAUGCUGCUGUGGGGGGGAGCUUUGCUACGGAGGGCACAGGGGGGGGAGAGGAGGACGAGGGGGAGGAGGAGGAAGAUAUCAACGAUGACUCGCUCUACAACAUGCAGGGCAGUCUGAGGGAGUGGGUGUCCCGUGACGAGGUACGGCGCUUCAUGGCGCGCAAGUUCCGGCACUUCCUGCAGACGUUCAAAGACAGCCGCGGGCGGCACCGGGGGGAUAGCGACGCUGACUACGCCAUCCGCAUUCGAGAGCUGGUGGAGAUGAACAGCUGUUCAUUGGAGCUGGACUACUCACACCUCCUCACCACCCACCCCAUCCUCGCUGUCUGGCUCGCCGAUGCACCCAAACAGGUGCUGGAGGUGCUAGAUGAGGUGGCGCAAGCAGAGGUGUUCCGCGCGUUCCCCAUGUACGAGCAGGUGCAUGAGCGCAUCUACGUGCGCGUGGCAGGGCUGCCGGUCAUUGACCAGAUCCGAGACAUCAGGCAAACGCAUCUCAACUGCCUCAUUCGAGUGGGGGGCGUCGUCACUCGCAGAACCGGAGUAUUCCCUCAGCUGCAGCAGGUGAAGUACAACUGCGUCAAGUGCGGAGCCAUCCUCGGCCCCUUCUUCCAGACGUCCUCCUCCGAGAUUCGGAUCCGCACAUGCGCCGAGUGCCAGUCCAAGGGGCCGUUCCAAGUGAAUGUGGAGCAGACCAUCUACCGCAACUACCAGAAGAUGACCUUGCAGGAGAGCCCGGGCAGUGUGCCAGCGGGUAGGCUGCCGCGCUACAAGGAGGUCGUGCUGCUCAACGACUUGAUCGACUGCGCACGGCCAGGCGAAGAGAUUGAAGUAACAGGCAUCUACGUGAACAACUUCGAUGCGGCGCUCAACACGCGGCAGGGCUUCCCGGUGUUCUCCACGGUGAUCGAGGCGAACCACGUCAGCAAGCGGCAGGACGCGUUUGCGGCGUACCGGCUGACAGACGAAGACAAGGAGGAGAUCGUGAAGCUGUCCAGGGACCCAAGAAUCGCUGCGAGGAUCAUCAAGUCCAUCGCGCCGUCCAUCUACGGCCAUGAGAACGUGAAGACGUCGCUGGCUCUGGCCAUGUUUGGGGGGCAGGAGAAGAAUGCGGGCGGCAAGCACAGGCUGCGGGGCGACAUCAACGCGCUGCUGCUGGGGGACCCCGGCACCGCCAAGUCGCAGUUCCUCAAGUACCUGGAGAAGACAGCCCACAGAGCAGUGUAUACUACUGGCAAGGGCGCAUCAGCGGUGGGGCUGACAGCCGCAGUGCACAAGGACCCGGUGACCCGCGAGUGGACGCUGGAGGGGGGAGCUCUGGUGCUGGCGGACAGAGGCACGUGCCUCAUUGACGAGUUCGACAAGAUGAGCGAACAGGACAGGGUGUCCAUCCACGAGGCCAUGGAGCAGCAGAGCAUCAGCAUCAGCAAGGCGGGCAUUGUGACGUCCCUCGCUGCCAGAUGCUCCGUCAUUGCCGCUGCCAACCCCAUCGGGGGCAGGUACGACUCAAGCAAGACGUUUGGGCAGAACGUGGAGCUCUCGGAGCCGAUCCUCUCGCGGUUCGACUGCCUGCUCGUCAUCAAGGACCUGGUAGACCCCGUGGUGGACGAGCACUUGGCGCGCUUUGUGGUGGGCAGCCACCAGAAGUCGCACCCGGGGUUGCAGGGGCACGGGCACGGCAGCGAUGGGCAGGCGUCGGGAGAGGAAGACCCGGAUAUCAUCCCGCAGGACAUCCUGAGGAAGUACGUCACGUACGCGCGGCAGAACGUCUUCCCCCGCAUGCACGAUGCGGACUCCGACAAGAUCGCGCUCGUCUAUGCGGACCUCAGACGGCAGUCCCUGCAAGGGCAGGGCGUGCCGAUCGCGGUGCGCCACGUGGAGUCGAUGAUCCGCAUGUCAGAGGCGCACGCCCGCAUGCAUCUCCGGCCGUUCGUGACGGAUGAUGACGUGGACACGGCCAUCCGCGUGCUGCUGGAGUCCUUCAUCAGCACGCAGAAGUACGGCGUGCAGCGCGCACUUGAAAAGUCCUUCAGUCGCUACAUGUCGCACCGCCGCGACCUGCACCAGCUGCUGCUGCACCUGCUGCGGCAGCAGCUGCGGGAGGCGCUGAGGCUGCGGGACCUGGGGUGGUCCCAGCCAGGGAGGAGAGGGGGAGGGGCGGCAGGGGGCGAGGGGGAGGAGGUGGUGGAGAUGCGGGUGGAUGACCUGGAGGCCAAGGCACGUGAGUACGGCAUUGUGGACCUCAGCUCGUUCUUCUCCAGCGGCCACUUCACUGACAACCAUUUCACUCUCGAUGCGCUCAACCGCAUGGUGCUGCACCCAGUGGUCUAGAUAGAGGGGUUAUCCUGCACCCUGUGGCUAGGGAGGGCACCCUGCCCUGCACCCCGUGGCUGUGGUGUGCACCAAAUCAGAGAGAGAGAGAGAGAGAGAGAGAGAGAGAGAGAGAGAGAGAGAGAGAGAGAGAGAGAGAG